Molecule: messenger RNA, 2419 nt
Organism: Eupeodes corollae
Lineage: Eukaryota; Metazoa; Arthropoda; Insecta; Diptera; Syrphidae
Gene: inaD
Product: inactivation-no-after-potential D protein
Exons: 16
Coding region: 401-2356 (651 amino acids)
Molecular function (GO): protein binding
Source: RefSeq, a predicted model, not a curated record
UAGGCAUACAAGUUAUAAAAUAAAAUCAUGGUGUAAAGACGAAAAUCCAAGUAUCAAGCUGAAUCAAUUCUAUUUCACUAUUGGCAUUAUAAACGUCAAUAUCCUACUGAGCAAAAAUAAUAUUAUUAUUCUGAUUGAACAAUAAUUGUAUUUUUUUAGAAAAAGAAUUAAUAGCCAAAAAUCAAUAAUUUUUCUAGUUUUCUUUGCACUUGGACGGAAAAUGAAAACCUUAAGCUUAAAGUCCAAUUAGUUUCGAAACAGUUGCUGGCGCGUACAUACGUUUGUGAAGUGAGUUGUUUGUUGUGAAACUUUGUAAAAAAACGAAAAAAAACUUCCUACCUGUUAAAAAAUAAUAAUGGUUUUAUAAAUUAGUAAAAAAAAGAAAAAUUAAAAAGUAAAUAUGGUUCAACAACCUUUUGAUAGUAAUGCGCAAACUCACGUAGUAGUUUUAGACAAAACAGGCAAAAGAUCUUUUGGAAUAUGUAUCGUAAGAGGAGAGGUAAAAGACUCGCCGAACUCCAAAACUUCUGGCAUAUUCAUAAAAGGAAUUGUUCCUCAAAGUCCAGCACAUAUAUGUGGAAAAUUAAAGGUUGGUGAUAGAAUACUGACCCUCAACCAACAGGACGUCCGAAAUGCAACUGAGCAAAAUGUCAUUGAUCUCAUUAAAGAUGCUGGUAUGAAAAUUAAUCUAGAAGUCCAAACAUUUGGCCAUAAACAAAAUGAAGUUUCUGAAGUUCAGCUCAAACCAGUCAAACAAAAAUCUAUUGAAAAUGGAACUGUCGAAAGAAAAGAUACUAUCAAAAAAGAUAACAAGCAGCCGUCAAAUAAGCCUCUUAUGCCAAAGGAUCUUAUAAAAACAUCAACAACAACAUCUUCUGCAGUAGUAGAUGAUGGUGAUGAUGAGGAGGAUACUAGAGAUAUGACAGGACGUACGUUCUCGGAAGCUGGAUACGAGAUUGACCGAGCUUCUGCCGGCAACUGUAAGCUAAAUAAAAUCGAACAAGAAAAGGACAAGGAAACUCCUGAUGAGUUUGGUUACACAAUGGCUAAGAUCAAGAAAAGAUAUUCAAAUUUGAAGGAUCUAAGGAAAAUUGAAGUCACAAGGCCACCAAACACAGAUCUUGGCUUAGCUUUGGCAGGUCACAGAGAUCGUCAGAAAAUGGCUUGUUUUGUUGCCGGUCUACAUCCUCAGGGUCUGAUGGCAAAAUGUGACCUAAAGCCCGGUGAUGAAAUUCUUGAAGUAAACGGAACAGUCUUACAAAAUCGAUGCCAUCUCAAUGCUUCGGUUAUUUUUAAAAACAUUCUUAACGAAAAACUGGUCUUUGUUUCGCAUAGGAGGAAAGCUAACGACGAAGGAAUAUCAGUCAAACCAUUUACUAGAUUUCCUCCAAUAGUAGAUGAGACAGAGUACUUAUUUACUGCAUACAAAAAUGUCAAAUCUGUCAAAAUUCAGAAGGUCGGAUGCCUGGGACUUAUGAUUAUUGAAGGAAAGCACAUAGAAGUUGGAAGAGGUAUUUUCAUAUCCGAUCUUAAGGAAGGAUCGAAUGCUGUGGAGGCUGGACUUAAAGUUGGUGAUCUUGUAUUAGCAGUUAAUAAAGACGUUUUAGUCGAAUCAACUUAUGAUGAGGCCGCUGCAAUUCUUAAACGCGUCGAAGGUAUCGUUACUAUGGUGAUAUGCAGUCUGAAGACUGAAGAACAAAUUAUGAAAGAAAGAGCUGAAGAAGAGAAAAAGAAGCAAGCUGCUGAAAAGAAAGAACCUGAAAAGCCUGUCGAUCCAUCUGUAGCUGAAAUAACUACAAAUAAGAAGGUUUUGAUUGAAAUCAAUGUUCAGAAAAAACCUUUAGGUGUUAUAGUAACUGGUGGCAAGAAUAACUAUGUUAAAACUGGAUGCAACAUAACACACAUUUAUCCUGAAGGAGUCGUGGCUCAAGACAAACGACUUCAACUUUUCGAUCACAUAAUUGCCUUCAAUGGAACUCCAGUAAAUUGUGCAGAAAUGACAACAUUGAAAGUUCAUCAACUUUUCCAUCUGGCAUAUGAGAAGGCAACACUUUUAGUAUGGAGAAACGAUCCUCCCGAAAUAGAAACAAUUACUGUCGAAUUUGCGAAGAAACCCGGUAAAGAUUUAGGUUUAUCACUUGCACCAAAUGAGAAAGGUGCCACAAUUGUUGAAAUCACUUCAGCUGGAUAUGCUGAUAUAGACAACAAACUUCAACGUGGUGACAUUAUAUCUAAAUUUAAUGGAGAUUCCCUGGAAAAUGCUUCGUUUGCUGAAUGCUAUGCUUUGUUUAAGGGUGCAAAUGGAAAAAUAAGCUUAGAAGUUCUGAGACCUAAGCCAACGACAAGGGAGAAGUAAAUAACACUUUAUAAGUACCUUGUUUUGAUUUAAACUAAUAAAAUAUCAUUUUAAAAAUUUUAA